AGAAUUCGUGUUUUCGAUCCUCCUGGACAGGGAAAAUGGGUUUUUUGGCUAUAUAAUGACAUUACUUUUUCAUCCUGCAACCGCAUCAGCUGCUCUUCUUUCGCUUGUCUCCUAUGGUACGCUCCCUUUUGGUUAUCGCGUUAUUCGUAGCAAUCCAAUGUUUGGACGCCUCACCGGUGAAUAAGAGGCCUUAUACUGCACCCUAUGGUCAUGACGUAUCUAUGCCUGUCACGCAUGCUCCGCCAAAAUCCUUGAUGGCUAGAGCCGAAAAAACAGCAUGCACUAACAUCCGCACCGAUUUCACUCAAGGCACCUCUGGUUGGAAAGAGAUCGAUCCCACCAGGAAGAACUGGAAAGUCACCUCAGAGGGUCUCAAGUUGGUGCUGGCUCCUCCGGAGGAAUACGUGCGCUUGAAGGAUUCCGAAGGCUUGCCUUACAACAAGUAUGCUGGAAGCGGCGCAACGUUUAAUUCGACCGACUACAUGCAGUUUGGCAAAUUCUCGGCCACGGUGAAGAGCGCACCCGUCGGUGGAGCGAUCACGGCUAUUAUUCUUAUUGGCGACAAUGGUGAUGAAAUCGAUUAUGAAAUGCUAGGAGGUGAUCCCAAUCAUGUUCAAACCAACUAUUUUUACGGCGAUGAUAUCGUGUAUGGUGUUAACGGUGACAUCCAUAAAGUACCAAAGGACAUUACCGAAAACUUCCUUACUUAUACUGUGACCUGGUCACCCUCCAAAAUCGAAUGGUCUAUCAAUGGCAAAACCGUCCGUGUGAAAAAGCAAACAGAAACUUGUUCCAAGGGCGAAUGCAAAUACCCUACUCAUCCCAUGCGUAUUCAGGUCGGACUCUGGGACGGUAGCUUUCAACCCGGCACAGCUGAAUGGGCAGCUGGACCUAUCAACUGGGAUAAGGCUCCGGAAAUUGCUGCAUAUAUCAAGAACAUUGAAAUCGAAUGUGAUCCCACGCAUAAUCGCGUCUCUAACUAGUGUAAUCUUAGACUUUUUCCAUGCAUAGUGUCUCUUUCUUAUAAGCACAUAAUUAAACACCGCCAUUCAACGCCUCGAGAAACAUAGCAGGCAAUAAGUCCCACAACAAAAUCUUAUUAUUAUCGAUCUGCUUGGUCUAUUUGAUUUUUGGUUCCAUUAAAAUAUG
This is a messenger RNA of Radiomyces spectabilis, 1149 nucleotides long. Its product is annotated as concanavalin A-like lectin/glucanase domain-containing protein. The coding region runs from base 114 to 983 and encodes 289 amino acids. Gene Ontology annotation, cellular component: fungal-type cell wall. The record is from RefSeq and is a predicted model, not a curated record. The transcript has 7 exons. NCBI's taxonomy places the organism in Eukaryota, Fungi, Mucoromycota, Mucoromycetes, Mucorales, Radiomycetaceae. Gene Ontology annotation, biological process: fungal-type cell wall organization; carbohydrate metabolic process. Gene Ontology annotation, molecular function: hydrolase activity, hydrolyzing O-glycosyl compounds; glycosyltransferase activity.